Molecule: messenger RNA, 1419 nt
Organism: Mesoplodon densirostris (Blainville's beaked whale)
Lineage: Eukaryota; Metazoa; Chordata; Mammalia; Artiodactyla; Ziphiidae
Gene: RUNDC3B
Product: RUN domain containing 3B
Exons: 12
Coding region: 1-1419 (472 amino acids)
Source: RefSeq, a predicted model, not a curated record
AUGGCCUCCCGGAGCCUGGGGGGCCUGGGCGGGAACCGCGGCGGGGGCGGCGGCGGCGGCAGGAAGAGCCUGAGCGCCCGCAACGCCGCGGUGGAGAGGAGGAACCUGAUCACGGUGUGCAGGUUUUCUGUGAAGACCCUGAUUGAUCGGUCCUGCUUUGAGACAAUUGAUGAUUCUUCUCCUGAAUUUAACAAUUUUGCCGCUAUUUUGGAACAGAUUCUAAGUCACCGGCUGAAAGAGAUUUCCCAAAGUUGCCGAUGGCUGGCUCAUCUCCCAAUACCUCUCCAAGGUCAAGUAACCUGGUUUGGUUAUGAAAGUCCUCGUAGCUUCUGGGACUAUAUCAGAGUGGCUUGCCGGAAAGUUUCACAGAACUGUAUCUGCAGCAUUGAAAAUAUGGAAAAUGUCAGUUCCUCUAGAGCUAAGGGUAGAGCCUGGAUCAGAGUAGCACUCAUGGAAAAACAUUUAUCUGAAUACAUCUCUACAGCUCUGAGAGACUUCAAAACAACCAGGAGAUUUUAUGAAGAUGGAGCAAUUGUCUUGGGUGAGGAAGCAAAUAUGCUUGCUGGCAUGCUGCUUGGACUCAAUGCUAUUGAUUUCAGCUUCUGCCUGAAGGGAGAAGGAUUAGAUGGCAACUUUCCUGCUGUAAUAGACUAUACACCAUAUUUGAAGUUUACCCAAAGUUCUGACAGCAUCAGCAGUGAUGAGGAAGAGCUGAGGACUUUGGGAAGCAGUGGUAGUGAAAGCAGCACUCCAGAGAACGUCGGGCCUCCUUUCAUCAUGGAUGAGAAUAGUUGGUUCAACAAGUGUAAGAGAGUUAAACAAAAGUAUCAGCUAACGCUGGAACAGAAGGGUUAUCUCGAAGAACUCUUACGACUUCGAGAGAACCAGCUGUCUGAAUCUGUCGCUCAGAAUAAAAUACUACUACAAAGGAUUGAAGAUUCUGAUCUGGCUCAUAAAUUGGAGAAGGAACAAUUAGAAUAUAUAAUUGUGGAGCUUCAAGAUCAGCUGACUGUGCUAAAGAAUAAUGAUUUAAGAUCAAGACAAGAGUUAACUGCCCACCUCACCAACCAAUGGCCUUCCCCAGGAGCUCUGGAUGUCAAUGCUGUUGCCUUGGAUACGUUGCUUUACCGAAAACACAAUAAACAGUGGUAUGAAAAAAGUUGUCAAAGUCUUGACCAGUUAUCAGCUGAAGUUAGCCUUUCUCAGACUUCACUGGAUCCAGGUCAGUCACAAGGAGAUGGAAAACAAGACACAUUAAAUUUAAUCAGUGAAGGUAAAGAAGAUACUCCCUCAUUACUUGGUCUCUGUGGGUCUCUAACAUCAGUGGCAAGUUACAAAUCUCUAACAAGCCUAAAAUCUAAUGACUACCUUGCAAGUCCUACAACAGAGAUGACAAGUCCAGGUCUAACUCCAUCCUGA